AUAUACAGAUUUGGAGUAACUGUAAUCGUUGUGCAUUAGCCUUUGGAAAUGGCGGACAGAAGAGAGCUAUGUGUGGGAGGGAAACCCAUUUCAUCCUUACGUGUUGUUGAUUUGAAAGUGGAACUUGAAAAAAGGAGUUUGCCGAAAUCGGGAAGUAAAAAGGAUUUGCUAGAGCGACUCAGAUUGCAUCUGCAAUUGGAGGAAGACCGUGAGGCUGCCUUGCGUGAUGAAGAACAUGUUCCCAAUCUCUCGCUAUGCAAUGAAACUGAAAAUGAUUUCAUUCGUGAAUACUUGGCUGCUCAGCAGGCCAGGUUCCAAGUACAAAGAGAAGCCAAGAAACAGUAUGAAGAAAAGAAGCGAGAAUCCGAGGCCAGCGCAGAAGAAACUACCCAAGACGAGGAUGAGGCAUCUGAUGUAUCCCCAACCAAAAAAUCUCCCAGGAAAGCUAUGAGGCCAAAGAAAAAGGAGGAUUCGACAUCUACGCCAAAGGCGCAUAAAUCUUCGCUGGACUUUCAGACACCGGAUUCAAUGCCUUACUCUACGCCACCGCAAGAAAAGCGGGAUGAAGACGGAGCUAGGCAAGAGAGUGAUACGACAGGGGAGGAGGAAGAAUGUAUGACUCCUCAGACUCGCAAACAUAAACUGCUUAAAUAUGUGCAGCAACCCUCUGCCAGCAAGGAUUCGAAUCCUGGUAAGUCAGAUACUGGGCAAUUUUCAAUCGCAGACCAUGUGGAAAAGUAUCAGGGAAGUGGGACAUCGGAGAGACGAGAUCCGCCGCCUUCUAGUCUCUAUGGCGAAGCCAUUAAUCUGAAAGUGGAAAGCAAGAAGGAAACUUCACCUGUUAAAAGUGAAUCUUCGCCUGUUAAAAAAGAAUCUUCCCUGGUAAAGAAAGAAUCUUCGUCCGUAAAAACUGAAACUCCUUCGCCGGCUAAGAAAGAUGAGAGGGCAUUACGUGGUCAAAAGACACGUAGCGUUAAAGCACCACCCGAGGAAGUUUCUGAUGAGGACGAGGAAGAAGAAGAAGAAGAAAAAGGAGUUUUCCCACGUCUUGUCGAAGUAUGGUCAGAAAAAGAAAGAGAGGAAGAAGCCGCAGCUUCAGCUGGAAAAUCUGUAGUACAAAAGUCGGAAAAACUUACAGAAGACAUUAAAUCGAUGGAAACCAAAGAGGACGGCAUCAAACCUCACGUUAUUAACGUGAGUUCCUCUGAAGAAUGUAAAAAAGAAUCUCCAACGGAUACAGCACCGUGUGAGACAGACCCUUUAGAGGAUACCACCACAGCGACUACCGCACAAACAGUUUGCGUAAAAGAUGAAGCAAAACCGGUAAAAAAUGAAAGCGAAACAGAAACACCAGCAGCAGACGUAGCUGUUGAGAAAAAGAACGAUCAGGAAAACUCAGAAGAAAUGAUAGUUGACGACUCCAAAGCAGAUGAUGCGGUAGACAUCACCAAGGAAACCAAGAUAGAAGAGGCGGGUAAAAUUUCAGAACAGGCGGUUGUAGAAAACAAAGUAGAAGACACAAAGACAGAGGAACUGGCCAUACCUACGACGGUUGAGGUGGCUGAAACCGAAACUGUCGUUCAAAGUGAACCUGCCGCCAUCGUUGUUGAAUCGGCUUCUUCUCCCUCUAUUGAUGAGUCGACCUCUGUUCCAGCUAUUGUUGAUGCGGCUUCUGUUCCCGCUAUUGUUGAAUCGGCUUCUGUUCCCGCUAUUGUUGAAUCGGCUUCUGUUCCCGCUAUUGUUGAAUCAGCUUCAGUCCCCACCGUUGUGGAAUCAGCUUCUGUUCCCGCUGUUGUUGAAUCAGCGUCUAUCUCAGACGUUGUUGAAUCUGCAUCAACCGCCGAUAUCGUUGAAGAUGCUGACAAAACUGUGUUGCCUGUCACAAUGGAACUACCGGUUGCAGAUCCCGUAUCUGUAGAAAAAACAAGUGUUCCUCCAGAAACUUCCGUUGAAGAUACUCCUAUCAGUGAAUUGGAGCCCGAGACCAAAGUGACGUCAGCUAAUGACCCGGAGUCUGUGAAAAAUGAUGAGACCGAAGUGGAUAAGACUGACGACGUCAGCAAACCAAAGGAUUCGGAGAAGGACAAUAUCGAUUCAUCACCAGAUAAGGUUGAAACCACAAUGGCUGUCGAGAACGAAUCUCCAUCGUUGAUCAAAUCCGAUGUAUGUGAGGAACCCGUUGCUAAAGUAGAGGAAGUGUCUGAGGAGCAACCAACUGAAGACAAUGAAGAAGAUGAACUUCAGAUGGACACCACUGAAAUAAUUGAUGACAGCUUAAAGCUUACAGCACCUGAAACAGAAGAUGUUGCAGAUAAUUGUGAACAAAGACAUAGAAAAUCAAGCUCCAAAUCCCCCAGUCCCAGGCAAAGUAGUCCAGAAAGGGAGAUAAACAGAAAAAGAAGCUUAUCACCUCAUGAUAAAAAGCAGCAAUCUGAUGCAGCACCUCAAAAUGAAACAACAAAAGGAGAUACAGUUAGAAAAUGGAAGAUCAGGAAACAGCUUCCUAGUGCUGAAGCAGACACAGCAGAAACUGAAGCGCCCAAGAAACGAAGAUGGGGAACUAGCCAGCUUCUGCCUACUAAGAAACCUGCCUUGGUUAUUUCUACAGAUUCUCUGAAGACACUUGUGCCAGAUGCUAAACCUCUGUCAGCUGAAGAAGUAAGGCUUGGCAGCCCCAAUUUUCAACCACCAGUAAAACCCACUGUUAACCAGACACCAGAAAGUGAAGACCAUCAGUUACCAGCUGCCGAUAAAAUUGCCAAAGUGGAGAACGUAAGGCGAGUAGCGGUAGAGAUGGCGGUCGAAGCCUUCGCCCCGGCUAAACCUGAGGCUGUCAUGGCGGCUGCUGCUCCAUUACUGGAAGCUACUAGCCCAGCUCAGCAGCCUCGCUCAUCCGUCCUUAAUGUCUCUAAUUUGGUCAGACCGUUCACUAUUAAUCAGCUGAAGGAGUUGCUUGCUCGUACCGGACACCUUGUCGAGGGAAAGUUUUGGAUUGAUAGAGUAAAAUCCUCGUGUUUGGUCCAGUAUGCAACAGAAGACGAAGCUGAAGAAACUCGGGCUGCCUUACAUGGAAUCCAUUGGCCUACAUCAAAUCCCAAAACUCUUCUAGUUGACUACUCAACUGUAGAAGAUUUAGAGAAUCGCAUGUCGGGCAAAGAAUUAACCAACCCACCCGUAGCGAAAAUUGAACCAAUUAUGCGAACGGCUACAGCAACUGUUCACCCCCUCGAAACAAAGCGAGACAAAGCUGAAAAAGUGCGCGAAUGGGAUUUGGGCAAAACUGGUGACCAAGGAUUCGAAAAAGAGCAAGCUAUUAAAGGAGCACAUCUUAUUGGAGAAGACGAAGAAGUCAAACCCAAAGACGAAACGCCUGCAAAACUGCUGGAUGAUUUGUUCCGCAAGACAAAGGCGACUCCUUUCAUUUAUUGGUUGCCUCUGACAGCAAGUCAGAUCGCAGAAAAGGAGGAAAUGCGCCGGCAAAGGCUUGCUGAAAGAGAAACGCGUUUGAAAGAAGUUCAACAACGCAGAGACGAAGAGCUGCAGCAGCGACAGCGUGAGAGAGAGAAACAGCGUGAAAACGAGCGUGAAAGGCAGCGCGCGCGUGAAAAGGAACGCGAGAAAGAACGCCAACGCUCUCGCAAGCGCAGCCGAUCGUCGUCUAGAAGCUCUUCGAGCACUACCUCAUCAAGUCCAAAUAAGAGAAGACACAGCAAAACGCCUCCGCGCAAGAGAUAAAGAUGACGAAUGUUUAACAAUCUGCAGUCACUACACUGGUUGGUUCGGGGAAGAGCACGAUAGGCAGGAACCAAUCAGCAGCAAGAUGACUACCACUUCUCUUGAAUUGGGAAACGAGUUCUCGAAUUGUACGUGGGAGAAAACACCUUGUUCUUUUUUAAUUAAAAAUUUAGAACUUACGGAGGAUACCUUUUUUUCCUGACUUCCUUCACUUUUAAAAAAAAAUCCUUGUAUACCUGCCACGUUUAAUCGUAUCCUUUUCCCAUCCUUCCCUUCCCAACCCAUUUGUUUCCUUUUUCUUUCUCACUACCACCUUCUGGAUAAUCCGUUUGUUUGCAGGUCUAUCGUAGCGAGCCAUCCAAUCUAAACUCUCUGAACGGGAAUUUUAUAUCUUUCAGCAGCCGUUCAACUUGUGUGUGUUAACCCCUCAUUGUCAACGAGGAUCUUCGAUUGAUUAUGGAAAAGGCAGAAGAUGUCACGAACAUUACAAAAAGAACCUAUGCGAAGAUUUCCUUUAGUUUGAAAUAUGGGCACUCGGAAAAGUACCUUGAAAUGUUGUCACCAGGUUGCAUUCUGGUGUCAACCGUCACACAUGACACAUUCAACCCAAGUGUUCUGUUACGGGUUGAAUUAUGCCUGUUUAUCCUCCUCUCUGUAAUUGUCAGACUAUCACACCAUAAGUAAGUUCCGACUGGACUUCUAAUUACAAAAUGUGGUUCGAUUGGCUGGCGUACAAAUUCCAAUCGGUUAAAAAGGCAUCCUACACUGUAUUACGUAAAUACAAAGUAAUGAACUCUA
Daphnia magna is the source of this 4533-nucleotide messenger RNA. RefSeq names its product apoptotic chromatin condensation inducer in the nucleus. Gene Ontology annotation, molecular function: RNA binding. Lineage: Eukaryota; Metazoa; Arthropoda; Branchiopoda; Diplostraca; Daphniidae. Bases 49 to 3735 code for a protein of 1228 amino acids. The record is from RefSeq and is a predicted model, not a curated record. The transcript has 8 exons.